Messenger RNA from Dermacentor silvarum, 1306 nucleotides. RefSeq lists its product as uncharacterized. Gene Ontology annotation, molecular function: zinc ion binding; nucleic acid binding. The record is from RefSeq and is a predicted model, not a curated record. Lineage: Eukaryota; Metazoa; Arthropoda; Arachnida; Ixodida; Ixodidae. The transcript has a single exon. The coding region runs from base 32 to 1288 and encodes 418 amino acids.
GCUUCUGGUCACCGACGCGUGCGGACGCAGGAUGGAAGGCUCUCUCCGAGCUGUGACAGCGGCCGACGCCGGCCGUGGUAACUCGUGCUUCUCCGUACCCAAGGACUACCGUAUUGUUCUGCCUCCUCUGCCCACCGGUGACGGACUGAAAACCACUGUCGUCCUGCACUGCGACAUUGCAGGACGGCCUUACAGGAUCGACGAUUUUCGCAAGCCCUUAAAGGACGCCAACUUAAUACAGCAGGUGAGCGGAAUCGGUGCUUACCAGAUGUCACAUGUCUGGUUGAUAAAUUUCCGGACCGAAAACGCUAAGAAGACGCUACUUCGUGCAGGCCAUAUCACUGUUAAGGAUCGUGUGUGCCUAGUGAUUGAUCCUGAAAAACAGGAGGUGCGCGUGAAGAUUCACUGGCUGGCGUUCAACGUCACAAACGACGCUAUACGCCGCGCCUUCAUGGAAUUCGGAGAAGUCAAGGAAGUGACCAACGACAAGUGGAAGACUGCUGAUUUUGAAUCCGCCGAUUCGACAAGCAGGGUUGUGCGUCUUGUCCUCCGAGAUGGAGUAAGCCUCGAGCGCAUUCCCCAUCAGAUGCGAGUUGGAGGAGGAACGGUGCUGGUUGUUGUUCCGGGUCGUGCGCCCAUAUGCCUGAGAUGCCACACCACAGGACAUAUUCGCCGUGACUGCAGAGUUCCACGCUGCGCGGAAUGCAAGGCCUUCGGCCACGAACAAGCUGACUGCUCAAGAUCCUAUGCUCGCAUCGCUAGUCGCAGCGCCGCUUGCGACAGCGGUGAACUUUUAAUGGACGAGGAAGACGCAGAGCGGGUUGCAGCGUCUGAAGGAACGCAGGCCGGGUCUGACGGCGAAAACGCCGGAGCGUCCUCCGAAGUAGAAAGCAGCGUCCAGGAACAGUCGCUUGCUGUUGAGACCACCGUGGUGGACGAGGCCUCGCGCGGCGCGGGAGACGGUACACAGGCGAACGCUGCGGAAUCCGACAAGAGCGACGCGGGAGACGCGACGCAGGCGGACACUGCGGGGUUCGACAAGAGCGGCGCGUCUCAGGACAACGGGGGAGACGCGGCGUCGACGCAAGCCGUGAAAUGCAGUUCUGCGAACAUGGAUGUGGACGUUCCUGCUAUAAAGCGUCGCCUCGAAGACAGCGUCGAUCCUGUGCGCGAGCAACGACAGCGUCAACAGGCGAAGGAAGGAAACUACGUCACCGGCAAAAAGAAAUGCGUCGCGAACACGCGGCGUUCGUCGUCGCUUCAGCGCGACGACAAAGCCAAGCUAUAGCAACGCCGCUUUGGCGCC